Phaeodactylum tricornutum CCAP 1055/1 is the source of this 891-nucleotide messenger RNA. RefSeq lists its product with no specific name. Lineage: Eukaryota; Bacillariophyta; Bacillariophyceae; Surirellales; Neidiaceae. Gene Ontology annotation, biological process: protein dephosphorylation. The transcript is spliced from 3 exons. The record is from RefSeq and is a predicted model, not a curated record. Gene Ontology annotation, molecular function: cation binding; protein serine/threonine phosphatase activity. The annotation marks the transcript as partial.
AUGGGAACGUAUCUCUCCACUCCCAUCACGGAAAAGAACGCAGAAUCCGGAGAAUCGCUGGAUUGUCCGUCAACUCCCGUUGCCUGGGGCGUCGUCGAUAUGCAGGGAUGGCGCAAGACUAUGGAAGACUCACACGUCGCGCAAACCGACAUUGACGUGCCGGCACAUCACUUUGAAGCCUCGCACGAUCCGGCCCGGCACGUGGACGCCAAAGUCUUUGGAGUCUUUGACGGACACGGGGGCCCGGAAGUGGCGCGCUUUUGCCAAUUGUAUCUGAUCAACGUAUUGACGCAACAACCAACUUGGCAGUUCGAGUCCAAGACGAAUGCUGGCAACGGUCGUUUGACGUGUAAUCUUCCGGAUCACCCCAUUCACGCGGGUGCUACCGCCAUUAUAGCCGUCAUUGUUGGUCGCACAUUGACGGUAGCCAACGCGGGCGACUCGCGCGCUGUUUUGUGUCGUGGGGGUGAUACCAUUGCGAUGAGCUUUGAUCAUAAACCCUUCGAUAAUCGAGAGAUCAGCCGUAUCACAAUGGCCGGUGGGUUUGUCAACCAGUUUGGCCGUGUGAAUGGGAAUUUGAAUCUCUCACGUUCGAUUGGAGAUUUGAAAUACAAACAGGGACCGAUACCUCCGUCCGAGCAAAUGAUCACGGCCGAACCGGACAUUACACAAAUUCUUUUGGAGCCACGAGACGAAUUCGUUAUUCUCGGGUGCGACGGAAUCUGGGAUUGUUUGACCAACGAACAGGCCGUAGAGUACGUUCGGCAGCGUAUUGAAACAAAAACACCGGCCGAAAUAGGUACCGAAAUGCUGGAUGACAUCAUCAGUGUCGAUCCGCGCGUGACGCAGGGCAUUGGCGGGGACAACAUGACUAUCAUGGUAGUUGAUUUA